AUGCACGAGCCAAAGUCCAUGAAGGAAGCCAUGAGGCCGCUGAUACUGAUGAAUUCCCUGUUUGGUAUGAGUGUGAUCUUCGACAAUAGGAAGAAGUCUGUGCAUCUGAUCGAAUACCUUCAUACCAUAAUCUUUUUGGUGGUGUAUAACGUCGUUAUCAUAUUAUCGGAGCCUAUCUUCAGCGAGUACUAUAUAAUAAGCUUAUACAAAUUAUGCGACGACACGUAUAGAUACAGUAGCCUUAUCAAUAUUCUUAUAAUAAAUGGAUUGAUCAUCGCUACCAGGGCACAAACGAAGAAUCUACGAACUGCGAUAGCCCUCGUGGAAUCCUGCGACCGAAAAAUAGAAGAAAUAGGACUGCCUCGGAGUUAUAAGACGAUGAUGAAGUAUCAGAUCCGUGGAAUCUUACUCGGUGCAACCACGAUCUUAGUCUUCUGCAUGACUGUCUACAUCUGGCGCUUCAAAAAGUCCACGCCAUUUUCUGUGAAACUGUACCUCAAUUUCAUAGGGCAUUUGCCGGUCGUAAUCACCUGGCUUUGUAAUUUCUCCUUCUGCUUUUGGAUCAGGUAUUUCAGGAUGAAAUUCCAACAGCUGAACGAAGUGCUUCGAAGUAUGGUGAUGGCUACGCCGGAUUCACCGCAGCAUCAGAGGGUCCUGAAGAUGAAAUACGAUUUCCAGAACAAUGGUUUCAGAUCGUCCAAAAGUAAUCGUGUAUAUGAGAACAAGGAGAACACUACCGUGAUGAGAUCAGUAAAGAAAAUGCAUCUGGAGAUGAUCAAGAUCGUAAGGAUCGUGAACAACAUUUACGGUGUACAAAUUCUGCUGUUGAUGAUCUCAUCGGUUAUCUCCAUCACCAUUCUCUUCUACCUGUUGUACAGGAUAACAUGGAUGGAGUUGACCGUCGACUCAUAUUUGCAAGAAGUGAUUCCUUUGACUUGCUGGAUCUUCUUCUACAUCAUGUUGAUCUUGUAUAUAAAUCACGUUUGUGCCAAAACGAUCAUAGAGGCAGCAAGCAUCGGCGACACCAUUUGCGAACUCUAUGAACCGUCCACCAGCACAGAAUUUCGAGCAGAGAUUCAAGAUUUCACUUUACAACUGAUCCAAAACCCAUUGCUAUUCACGGCCUGCGGGUUCUUCAAUCUGGACCACGCUUUUAUCCAAGGAAUUGUCGGAACGAUCACCACAUAUCUCAUCAUCAUAAUCCAAGUGGGAGACAUGACGACCUCGCGUAUGGAGGUCACAGCAGCCGAAAAAUUCGAAAAUCAGUCUUCGACGAUAGGAAUCGAUACAGUGACAAACUUUUCUUUGUUGUCCGAAGAAGGGCCCGUGAAGAACAGUGAUUAA
Eufriesea mexicana is the source of this 1344-nucleotide messenger RNA. RefSeq names its product putative gustatory receptor 28a. Gene Ontology annotation, cellular component: axon; dendrite; membrane. Bases 1 to 1344 code for a protein of 447 amino acids. Gene Ontology annotation, biological process: chemosensory behavior; male courtship behavior; sensory perception of taste. The record is from RefSeq and is a predicted model, not a curated record. The transcript has 7 exons. NCBI's taxonomy places the organism in Eukaryota, Metazoa, Arthropoda, Insecta, Hymenoptera, Apidae.